CCCACAUUUUCCAGCACGACACGUAAGCUGAAACUCGCGGAAGUGUUUUACUGUUACACCGCAACAACGCUUGCUCGGCUCCUGUCCUCAAAAGUUCCACCCCAGCUGGUAUCAUCGCUGGGGGGCCUUUCGCUGCCUUCUCAGCCAAUUGAUUAGGUGUUGCCUUACUCGCUGAUGGCAGCGAUGGACAGUUUGUGUUGCUUGUUACUUCCUGGUGUUUGAUCUGAACAAGAACUGGAUUGAUGUUGGGGGAAGUAUGGAUCGAUCUGAAUUGGUCACACAGAAGACUGGGAGGCAAAGGAAGGUAUUUGUGACGUUGGAUAUGAAGGAGGAGGGCAGAUACCCCAUGGAUAUAGAAAUUGAGGCGGAGGCCUUACUGCAGGGCUCUGACGGAGAGGACGGGCAGCCCAAGGUGCGUCGUGGCAUCAAGGCGGAGCUCAGCAAUGUCUCGUUGCUGCUCUUCCUCUAUGUGUUACAGGGAGUGCCAUUGGGACUGGCAGGGAGCAUACCCCUGAUCAUGCAGGCCAAUAAUGUCAGUUACAAAGACCAGGCUUACUUCAGCUUUGUCUUCUGGCCGUUCAGCCUCAAGCUGCUUUGGGCACCCCUAGUGGAUGCACUGUAUAUCCCGUGGUUUGGGCGCAGGAAGUCCUGGCUGGUCCCUACGCAGUACCUCCUGGGCCUCUUCAUGCUCUACCUGUCUGUCACGGUGGACUCGCUGCUGGAGGGGGACGGGCACAGAGGGCCAGACAUCCUCACCAUUACGCUCGUCUUCUUCAUGCUGGAGUUCCUGGCUGCCACCCAGGACAUCGCGGUGGAUGGGUGGGCUCUGACCAUGCUGUCCCGGGAGAACGUGGGCUAUGCCUCCACCUGCAACUCAGUGGGCCAGACGGCCGGCUACUUCCUGGGAAAUGUGCUGUUCCUGGCCCUGGAGUCACCUAACUUCUGCAACAAGUACCUGAGAUUUGAGCCCAAAGACACGGGUGUUGUUACCCUCUCAGAUUUCAUGUUUUUCUGGGGAAUCGUGUUCCUUGUGUCAACCACGUUGGUGGCCAUCUUGAAGAAGGAGGACUGCAAACAAUCCAAGAAGAAGAGCAGGGAAGAGGCACAGGGGGUGAUGGAAACUUACAGGCUCCUCUUCUCCAUCACCAAACUGCCCGCAGUCUUCACCUUCUGUAGCCUGUUGCUCACAGCUAAGAUAGGCUUCUCUGCAGCCGAUGCCAUUACAGGGCUGAAGCUGGUGGAAGCGGGAGUGCCCAAAGAGCAGCUGGCUCUGCUGGCAGUGCCUAUGGUGCCCCUUCAGAUCGUGCUGCCCCUCAUCAUUAGCAAGUACACUGGUGGCCCCAGGCCCCUCAACAUUUUCUACAAGGCCUUCCCCAUCAGGUUACUGAUUAGCCUGGGCUACACCCUGCUUGUGUGGUGGACCCCCAGUGUUAGGCAGGAUGGGGGGUACCCAGUCUACUACUAUGCUGUGGUGCUGCUUAGCUACGCGGUGCACCAGGUGCCGGUGUACUGCAUGUUUGUAGCCAUAAUGGCCUUCAAUGCCAAAGUAAGCGACCCUGUAAUCGGGGGGACCUACAUGACCCUCCUGAACACGGUGUCCAAUCUGGGAGGGAACUGGCCCUCCACUUUGGCCCUGUGGCUGGUAGACCCCCUAACCAGCAAGGAGUGCCGGGGGGCAGUUGGGCAGAGCUGUGGCUCCCCUGAAGAGGCGGGACUGUGUACUUUGGAAGGCGGCGUUUGUGUCACCCUGCUGGACGGGUACUAUGUGGAGUCAGUGGUGUGCGCUGUGAUCGGCUUCGCCUGGUGGUUCUGGCUGGGGAAGAGAAUGAAGCAUCUGCAGGAGGAGAGCCCAUCCGCCUGGCAGUGCCCAACUGCCAAAUGACCCCCCUCUCAUUUCUCACUGCUCUCACCUCUUUCAAUCUGUUUUCUUUGUCUAUUCAUCGUGUUCUUGUCUGUCUCGCUGUAGCUUUGUUUCUAUUUGUUUCUCUCUUGCUUAUUCUCAGUUUCACCUCCUUUUCACACGCUUCAUUCCGGCUUUAUUUGUGGAGCCGUUGCAGUACUAUGACUCCCUCCGCAGGAGAAAAUUAGUUUUGCAAUGUCUCUUCUUGACCUCUUCUUCUCUUACUGCAUCCCCAAAUAUUUAUCUUUGGAAGAAACAGAGGUGAUUGCACUCAAACUGACUAUAAAUGUUACAGUAAACAGCUGCUUCUUGCAUUUGUUUGAUGAAUAGUCUCCACUGCUUGGCUCUUGAGUCCAUAUUUGCACAUGCAGUCCAAAUUAUUUUGGGGCUUUUAUCAAAAUUUGUAAAAACGCAAUUUUUAUUUUAGGGAGGAAUAGUUCUAGUUUAACAGAUACAAGAGUGGAACUAUUUUGUAUUGUAUUAAAGAUUUACUAUAUUUCACUGAAUAUAAAACAAGUUGGGUUGAAACACAUUUUAACCAACGCAGGUUGUCAACAACUGUGAAAGUGCUUUUCAAAAGGGAAUGGUUGGAACACUAGCAUGGUAGAGAUUUGAUCUUGAGUUUGUUUCUUAUUUUAUACUUUAAAUUAGGUUUUUUAAAUUAUUUCCCUUUUCAGUCAUUUUCGGGGCCUUUCAUUCCAAGAACUUGCACUAUCUUUCUGAAUGGGAAUUACCCAUGGUGUAAAGGAGUUUUGUUCAGGUGUAGUCUGUUUCAUUUAAGAUUGCAUGCACAUAGCCUUGAAGAUGUUAAAAUUAUUAUUUUUCUUUUCUUUUUCUCCAAAUUAAACUACAGUCAGUGGUUUAACCAGGUUUAUUUUACCUUUAAAUGGUUUACCAAAUAUUCCGUUCAGUUGUAUUUUGUUAAGUUUGAUAGUUUUUUCAUUUACUAUUCUUGUUAUUGUAAAAAAUCAUGAAUGCAUAUUGAUUAGACCAUAGUGAAGCGGUGAAAUUGGUGUUCAGUGAUGUAAGGGUACUUGUACUAGGGAAAUGUUAUCACAGAGGGUCCUCACCAUGUGCCUUGUUUGUUCCCGCUAUGUCGUGGGAAUGUCCAGAGAAGUGUUGGAGUUCUGUGGUCUCAGGUUUAUAUAAUUUGACUGGAUUUUGUCAAUCUGGUCCUCAUGUGCUCCUUUUGAAGUUGAUUUGUCCCGUACUGGAAUGUUUACCAAGGUUUCAUUUUAAUAUGCUGAUUGUUGAUUCUGUGUAAUCAUAAUGACAGAGUAGCAGGAUGACUCAAACUCUGAUUGUAUGUAAGACUAUAUUGUACACGGUUUUGAGGAACAUUUUUUAUCAACAUUCCCAAAGUGAACAGAUUACAAAGAUUUUAUGAUAUCUUAUAUGUAAUAAAAAAUGGAAUAAUCA
This is a messenger RNA of Conger conger (European conger), 3319 nucleotides long. RefSeq names its product solute carrier family 33 member 1 (gene slc33a1). Gene Ontology annotation, molecular function: acetyl-CoA transmembrane transporter activity. NCBI's taxonomy places the organism in Eukaryota, Metazoa, Chordata, Actinopteri, Anguilliformes, Congridae. The record is from RefSeq and is a predicted model, not a curated record. The transcript is spliced from 8 exons. Gene Ontology annotation, cellular component: membrane. Bases 257 to 1882 code for a protein of 541 amino acids.